Molecule: messenger RNA, 915 nt
Organism: Echinococcus granulosus
Lineage: Eukaryota; Metazoa; Platyhelminthes; Cestoda; Cyclophyllidea; Taeniidae
Exons: 5
Coding region: 1-915 (304 amino acids)
Source: RefSeq, a predicted model, not a curated record
AUGGCUUCGGCAGGCGAGGGUCUCCUUUGUGGAGUGUGCCAUGAAUCGAUGCGUGAGCCCCACAGUCUACCAUGCGGACAUACUUUUUGCCGGCAGCCUUGUCUGCUGUCGCAGGCCGGGGCCGAGACAGUGCGUUGUAUAUACUGCAAGGAGGAGUUUGACGCAAAAAAAAUGCGUCCCAACAAAUACGUCGAGUUGCGGACCCAUCUCCACUCAUCGCAACAGGAGCAGGAGCAGACGCAGAAGCAGCCAAUAGGGAAGGGGAGAGUGGGCUGUGAGGGGAAUUUGACUGACCAAUGCUGUAGCGCCUGUAAGGGACAAAUACAACCCGAGCUGCUGGUCCAUUGCCAUCAUUGCCAACGUCAGGUCUGUGUGCAGUGCCUUGACAAACAUCGGGAAAGUUACAGACUUGUUCUGCAUAUGAAUUUGAAUUACCUGUCCUGCCAAAAAGCCAGCUUAAGGAUGCGUCCGGAGCGGUUGAAUGGGAUGGUGAAGAAUUCGAGGGGCGGAAUUGCUGGUGCCAUGGAGGAGGCGGUGUCUGAAUUGCAUACGGUUGCGAGCAAAGCGUUAUACGCCGCAAUAGCGAAAGUGAAGGCGGUGGAUUUGGAGGGCACGCAAACCAUAGACGAACUCGUCCAUCGCAUCACAGAACUUUCAAUCGAGGUGGGCAAGGCACAUGAUGUCAGCAAUUUGUUGAAAGGGACAAAAACUUUGCAAAAGGCGGUUGCCAAGUGGCAACAUCUAAAGAGCCUCCUUAAUAAAGCCGCGGAAUUGAAGACGAUGAUAAAAAAUCUACCGCCUCUCCCCAUAACUCAGAUGCGUCUGUCAGAUCGAGUCAGUGAGAUUAACCAACAACUGAAAGACUGCAGUCUUGUCGUGCUUGACGAAUUGGUGUCGCUUCCACAGUCGCCAUGA